This is a messenger RNA of Naegleria fowleri, 2280 nucleotides long. RefSeq lists its product as uncharacterized. The transcript has 2 exons. NCBI's taxonomy places the organism in Eukaryota, Heterolobosea, Eutetramitea, Acrasida, Naegleriidae. Gene Ontology annotation, molecular function: protein binding. The record is from RefSeq and is a predicted model, not a curated record. The coding region runs from base 1 to 2280 and encodes 759 amino acids.
AUGCCAGGUUUUUUCAAAUCCGUUUCUGGAAGUAGAAAUCAAGACAAUUCCACUUCUGUCAUGUACAACGUAGAAGACAUUGACAUUCAUGAAUGGACUGUCGAUGACUUUGCCAAUUGGUUAUCUCAAAAGAAUUACAAGAAGAAAAUUAUCAAAAUUUUAAAAAAAGAGAAAUGGAAUGGUGAUUCACUCAUGGAAUUAAAACAAGAAUCUGAUCUCAAUCUCUCUAAAAUUCCAUCCGGUGUUGCAAAAUCAAUAUUUGCAGAUAUUCAAAUGUUGAAACAAAAACAAAUCGAAGAAAAGGAAAAGUGGCCAAACAAACCAAAACAAUCGGCAGAUGAAAUUCGAAAAUCUGUUCGAUUGACACAAGCGCCUCCCGUUCUCACUCAACCUGUCACAGUGUUGCCAAUCACAAGUGACAACAAUUCAACAGGUGCGAGUUCAGAAGUGCAUUUUGUUGGACCCACAACUUCCCUGACAGGUUCCUUUCUUCUUAAUAAUAAGAAAAGAGAUCCAAGUAUUCACAGAGGAGCAAUUAUUAUGAGAAGUGGCGGCUCGAGUGGGGUCCAUUCACCUUCUUUCUCAUCAGCAACAAUCAUGACCAAUCCAACAAAUUCAUCCUUUCUAUCUGGUUCAAAUGGAAGUAGUAGUGAAGGAAUAAUUUCUGAAAUUAAUGAAUUGUUCAAUGAUUUGAAAGGAGGAAAUGGUGAGACAGGAAUGAUGACAACAAAUUCUGUUGUGAAUAUUCAUUCGAAUCAUGCAAGCAUGACAAAUUCAUUGGCACCAAGAUCUUCAAUGAUGAUGCAAAAUCAAUACUCGAAUACUUCAAUGAUGAUGAACAAUCCUACUCGAAGUUCAUCCUCUUAUUUGAAUCAACAACAUUCGAUGGGACAUGAAAUUUCGGCAUUUUCUGUGCAAGAUGAUGUUCAGGAAUGUCCACCAUGGGAUAUUGAAUCCAUGAAAUUAAGUCACAAACAAGAUUAUAAUUAUUGUCAUGCAAAAAUUGAAUCCAUGCUUCAACUUGGAAUGAAUGAACAGAAAAAACAUGUUACAAUCAAUCAUCAUCAACAACAACAUGGAAAAACCAAUAUUGGUAACCAAAAGAAUUCUCUCUUCACACUCACUAGUUUGAAUUUACAAGAAAUUACUCAAAAUUUAAUCAUUCCUUCUCGAUUUUCUUACAAGUAUUUAAAUCCAGCUCGAUUAUUGAAGAGUCUCAUUUUAGAGAAUAAGAAGAGUCACAUUAGUUUUUUAAGAAUCAAAAUUGCAGUUCGAAUUUUAAACUCGGAUGAAAUUGCAGAAUAUGUCAAGUUAUUGAAUGCGUUAUCCAACACUGAAGAAGAAACACAAAGCCAACAACAACCACACACAUUCUCACAAACACUCAAAUUAUUGAGCUCAAGAAUUCAAUACGCUGCCUACACACCUGCUCUCAUUAUUGGACCAUUCUUUUUGGAGUGGACGAGAUUUGGAUUGGCUGUAAUAAGACAUGUGAAAAAUGUGACAGCACAUCAUGUCGUGUUCUACGAUGCAAAAGUAGUGAAAGGAAAUGAUGAAAUUGCGUCACUUCUCUCGAAACUAUCCACAUGGGCAUGUUAUUGGAAUGGUCAAAAAGAUUUUGAUAUUUUACACGCCAAUUGUUUUACUUUUUGUAAUACUAUUUUGGAAAAUAUUGAAUGUUUGCAUGAUUUACCAUCUCAUAUGAAAGAAUUUUUGAAUUUGUUUAAAUAUUGUGGAGUGUGUGGAAAUACCGUUUAUUUAAAUGCAACGCCAGAAUUGGAAAAAUGUGUCUCUGAAUUUGGAAGUGAGUCUUUAAUAUCGAAAUUGAAUCGAACGGGAGAAAGUGCCUCUUCAAGUCACAUCACAUUUACCAAUCAACGAGUCUUUAAUGAAUUCACAUCCAUCAUUCAACAAAAAUUGACACCCACUUAUUUAGAUGAUCACAAAUCACUCAAAUAUCAAUUACAAAUGAUUGAAAGAGGUUUUUGGUAUGAUAUGGAACGAAAUGGUCCAACCAUGUACAAUGAACCUUUAUAUUUGAAACAACAUUAUCAAGAUGGUCUUGAUUCGUCAUUUGGUGAAGAAGUGAUGAAGUUGAAUGAAGAAUCUCCUCCAACAUGCAAUGAAGGAGCUUCUAUUUCUGCAACUAGUACUGGAAAAUGUCAAGCCAUGUUCAAUUCGAGUGGUUUAUUAGAACAUGCAUUUCAUAUCAAUGAUGAGCAUAAUGUACAUACCGAUUUUGAAUUUAGUAAUUAUCGGGUGGAAUUUCCAAAAUUAUAA